AUGGAUUCUGAAUUUUUGCAGAAAUAUAGCAUUAUGCAAUGGGACGAGUACAUGAUGCUGAAUAGAGAACGUUCAUCAAUCAAUAAAAAAAUCUCCGAUAAAGUUAUCACUAAGCGUGAGUUGCUGUUGCAUUUUAAAAUAGAGUUGAGUUUGCUCAAGUUGUGUAAAAGAAAAAUCAAAGGGUUGGGCAAUACUAAUGAGGUUGUCGCCAAUCAAGCACUCGUCUUUUUGUGCGAUAACAUUAUUAUCAUAUUUCACAACAUACACUUUUAUUUCAACAUUGGCCAGGAUCUGUUAACUACAUUUAUCAACGUUUGUGAAGAUAAUGUAAGCUGCUUAAAUGCAAAACAGUUAAAUAUUUUAAUGGAAGUUGUUAUGAAACAUACACCAUCUAAUCAAAAUAUUUGGAUAAGACUAAUAAAGCUCUAUUUGAAUUUAAAAAGCUUAGAACCUGAUGCGCUGCUGUGUGCUUUUGACCAAGGUGUUCGUGCAUUAGAUGAUGCAUUACCUUUAUGGAAGACUUUAAUUAGACAUGUGCAAUAUAAGCUUCCAGAAAUAGUUUCAAAGUUAUAUGAACAAGCUACAAAAGGUACAAAAGAUUUUUACAACGAAAGACUUUCUUUGGAAAUCAGACCUAAAUAUUUAGAAUGGUGCAUAGGGUGUAAAGACAUAAAUGCUGCUCGACACCUAUUUAAUGAACUAAAAGAGUUAAAGCCAGCAUGUCGUAAAUUGUAUUUAGUAAUGAUAGCCAUUGAACGUGAUGAACCAAAUUAUGAAUUAGAUACAGUAAGAAAAUUGUAUCAAGAAGUAACCAAAUUGUGUGGCCACGAUAAUAUUGGAGUGUGGAUUGAUUACAUGCGUUUUGAACAAGAGUAUGGCAACAAGAGACUUAUAAAUGGGAUUUGUUGUACAGCAAUUUGUAAAUUGCAAAAGGAUUUAUUUAGUACUUUGAUGGAAGAAAAACGCGGUCUUGACAGUGAACUUUGGUCAGCUUUAAGUAAAGAAGUUAUAGUUAUUGAUGAAUGA
This is a messenger RNA of Macrosiphum euphorbiae (potato aphid), 1026 nucleotides long. The record is from the annotation of a GenBank genome assembly. Lineage: Eukaryota; Metazoa; Arthropoda; Insecta; Hemiptera; Aphididae.